AUGUACGAAAGAUACGAACAAUGGAUGGUUUGUUAUGGACGUGAAUACAAUGAUGUUAAUGAGAAGCAGAAGCGUUUUAAGAUAUUCAAGAAGAAUGUGGCAUACAUAGAAUCCUCUAAUAGCGAUGUAAACAAAUCUUACAAAUUAAGUGUAAAUCAAUUUGCAGACCAAACGAAUGAAGAAGUGAAAGCCUCAAGAAAUGGAUUCAGAGGGCGUGAGUACUCCAUAAAGACUACUUCUUUCAAAUAUGAAAAUAUGACAUUUGUACCAGCUACCUUUGAUUGGAGAGGCAAAGGAGCUGUAACACCUAUGAAGGACCAAGGCCAAUGUGAGCAAGAGGUGGUUGAUUGUGACACCAAUGGCGAAGACCUAGGAUGUGGCGGUGGCUGGCCCGAUGGUGCCUUUGAGUUUGUUUACACCAUAAUCAACCGAGCAUAUCCAGCAUCAAAACGACUGGUGCUAAGGCAGACACGUCUUUUCCCUUGCUGA
This is a messenger RNA of Prunus armeniaca (apricot), 489 nucleotides long. The record is from the annotation of a GenBank genome assembly. NCBI's taxonomy places the organism in Eukaryota, Viridiplantae, Streptophyta, Magnoliopsida, Rosales, Rosaceae.